CCUGUUUAAAAUUUUAAGGGAAACUCGAGAGCAAUAUUUAAUUAUAGUAGUCGAUUAUAAUUAUAACAAAAAAAUGGCGUGGCCCGUGCCACCGGGUCAAUGGAACUCUGCUGUGCCAAUGGCAGCCGGGGCAGACAUGUCCAUGGGUUCCUACACACCAGAGCAAUGGACAAUGAUGCAGCAACAGAGCUGGCAAUGGGCUCAAUGGCAACAACAGUACGCCCAAUGGCAAAAUCAAUAUGGUGAUAAGUAUAACCAGCAGCUACAAGGUAUGCAAGCAAUGGGGCUGGCUCCACCCCUGCCGUCUGCUAAUGUUCCGCCACCGGCACCACCCCCACCAGAUAAACCUCCACCGCCUCCUCACGAGAAUGAUGAACCGCUGUUCAGUAAACCCAAAGGUCCGGAGCCAGUACCCGCUCCUAACACAAAUUAUGGAUCCAGUAAUGAUAGAAAUAAUUAUCAGAAAAUGCCUAGCGAAGAUAAGAAGAUGCAACCCGUCACAAAUACAGAGGCUUUAAAAAAACUGGCGGAGGAGGAACGAGUAUUCGACAUUCAAUUUCAGAAAUGGGAAGAAGAAAUAGAAAAGUGGAAAGCAGAAAAUGUUAACCAUCCAGACAAAAGAGCAUACAGCGAAUACGAACAGAAGUUUGAGGCUUGCCGUGCUCAAUUAAUGGAAAGGCGGGAACAGAUGAAGCUGAAAAGGGAUCGUCUUCUAGGUAAUAUACCUCAAUCAGCUAAUAAUACUAUUGUGGGGAAUAAACCUACUAGUAAUCCACCACAGCAGUAUAAUAAGUCAAACAACUACUCUAUGAGUGCUCCACCUGUUCAGCAUGGAUAUACUAAUAAUUCAGCUCGUCCAGGCAACAAUAGAAACAUGUCACAGUCACAGUCUCAAUAUAACAUGCCACAGCGUAAUUUUAAUAGAGACAAUAGAAAUGUAAACCAACAAGAGUCGUAUAACAACCAAUAUGAUUUGUAUAAUAAUCAUGACUCCAAUAACGAUUAUAUGCAGGAUGACUAUGGUACUGUGAUUGAAGAAGAUAGUAAUUUUCUGCCUUCCGGUGCAUCCGCCAAAGGUAUUCCUGGCUUGGAUUUAGUACCCGAGCAAAAUGAUGUAAUUGAAAUACCUGAUGAACAACAGCAAAACUCAAUUGAUUAUUACAAUCAGUCUCAAAAGAAGGCUCCAGAUUACUCUACAAUAUCACAGGGCAUAAAUAAUAUACUCGGAGAUGAGAAAAUUAUGAACAUUCUGUCUAUGGUGUCUAGUCAAAAUAUCACAGGAAACAAUCAAAACAAUUUUCCAAAUGUUAGUGCUAAUCUAAACCAACCACCACCUAAUAAUCAGUGGGGUAGAAAUGACAAUUAUAGGCAGCAGAAUGAAUUUAAUGUUCAAAAUGCACAGUACCCUCCGUCAAACCAGCAAAGCCAGUUUAAUAAUCCUGUGCAUCAGCAAGGAAAUUAUGAUUCAAAUGUGGACAACUAUAACAAUCAAGGAAAUGAGUAUGGAGGUCAGAAUGCACCUCGAAAUGUGCCCCAACCGCUUAUGCUAGUUAAUACACAAAUUAGACCUCCAAAUAUGCCCCAAAAACAUCCUGAAUAUCCCCAAGGACCAAAUAGGAGAGGUCCAAAUAUGCAAGAGAAUUGGGGACCUUAUCCAGAAGACCCUGGGUACAAUGAGGAGUAUGGAAUGCAAGAAAGGAAAAAACCCCUUAUACCAAACUUGCCACAGGUACCUCCAAGGGAGAGAGUGCAAGAACCCCCUCCGGUUAUGCCCCCAGUCAAACCAAAAUGGGUCACGGAGCCGUUGUUUGCUCCAUCUGUUAUUGUUGAGUAUGAACACAAACCACUGAGAUUAAAAGCUCGUGAAUUUAUGGAACCUGUGCACACAUUUGACUAUAACCAUGUGUCAAAAGAUGGGGAAAAUGUUAAUCAAAGAAAAUUUGAGGAAGAGGCUGAUGAGAUAUUUUCAAAGACAUUAAGACCAGUAGACAAAGACUGGGCUCGUGAAAAGAAUUCGAAAGACUACAGGGAUAAAUCAUCGAGAUUUGAGAGUAGAAAUGAAUUUGAUGUCGGAAGAGAUGUCUAUCACAGAAGACCUGAAGGCAGAAGGCAGGAAGCUCGCGAUAGAACAAAUAGAUUUGAAGAUCCUUAUAAAGAAAGGGAGUAUGACAGAACAAGAGAGCCCCGAGAUAGAGCAGGAAAAGAUUACGAAAGAGAUAGAGAUUAUGGACGAGAUAGAGAUUUGGGAAGGGAAAAAGAUUAUUAUACAAGGGACAGAGACUUGGGAAUGGACAGAAAUAGAGAUUUUGGAAGAGACAGGGAUAGAGACAGGAUCUAUGGAAGGGAAAGGGACAGAGAUGUUGGAAGGGAAAGAGAUAGAGACACUGGAAGGGAAAGAGAUAGAGACACUGGAAGGGAAAGAGACUUAGAUAGGGAUUUUGGAAGGGACAAAUAUAGAGAUAGGAGAGACAGAAGUAGCCACAGUAUGGAUAGAGAGAAACGUAAAAGAGGAUUGAGUAAGGAGAGUGAAGUUAGUAACACAUCAUCAAAGAAAGCAAAGACCGAUAGUGCAAGACCUAAGCACUUAGUUAUGAUUGAUGAUAUUUUAGAACAUCCAGGACGUGAUAUGAGGCCAGCGAAAAUAGUUAUUGUUUUAAGAGGUCCACCGGGAAGUGGUAAAUCAUAUCUGGCAAAACUGAUAAGGGACCGAGAGGCAGAGUAUGGUGGUACCGUUCGUAUCAUGUCCAUAGAUGACUAUUUUAUGCAGGAGGGAGAGGUUGAAGAGGAAGAUCCAGCUACUGGGAAAAUGGUUAAAAAACCGUUACUGAAGUAUGAAUAUGAUGAACAUUUGGAGGAAUCAUACAUCAACUCAUUGAAACGGGCAUUUAAAAGAUCUCUUACUGAUGGCUAUUUCUCCUUUUUGAUAUACGACGCAGUGAAUGACCAGUUGAAGGGCUACGCAGAUAUAUGGAACUUUGCUAGACAAAAUGGUUUCCAGGUUUACAUUUGCACCAUGGAAUUAGACCCACAAGUGUGUUUCAAGAGGAACAUCCACAAUAGGAAACUGGAAGACAUUGAAGUGAUCUGCUCUAGGUUUUUCCCAACGCCCGCUCACCACAUACAGUUGGAUGCUACCACGUUACUCCAGAACGCUUCGAUCACAGACGUACAAAUGGAGGAUGUUAGCAAUGAUGACGUUGUGGAAAUACCCGACGAGGAACCGGAGGUCGAAAAUAUUAUUUCGUCGAAAUGGGAGAAGAUGGACGAUGCCAACCAACUAGCUCGUCUCGACGGCACCAACAAACCCCUACGGCCAUCGCAGCUCUCAAUGGAAGACUACCUACAGCUAGACGACUGGAAACCCAACACGGCUAAACCGGGGAAGAAAACUGUACGGUGGGCCGACUUGGAAGAGAGAAGACAGCAAGAGAAGAUGCGAGCGAUCGGCUUUGUUGUCGGUCAGACUGACUGGAAUCGUAUGACUGACCCGACAAUGGGCUCUAGCGCCCUCACACAGACUAAAUACAUUGAACGCGUUAGACGAAAUUAGUAUAUUGCUAGUUGGAUGCGUCUCCACGUUGGCCUAUGAUGGAUCGAUACAAAUUAUUACGAACGUGUACAGGCGUCUAUUUGUCUAUGGAUUGCCCGUUGCUGACGUGAUUGUUAUAGGCUGCGCCAUCAUUAGUAUCCUUCAUGGUCUAAUUUGGAGGAUAGUCCUUAAAAUAGAUGUAAACGAAUCUAUUAUAAAUAUUAAAAUGUUAUAUCUAGUUUUGCACGAGACGAAACUUGUUACAUAAAAG
This is a messenger RNA of Aricia agestis (brown argus), 3800 nucleotides long. RefSeq names its product YLP motif-containing protein 1-like. The transcript has 9 exons. Lineage: Eukaryota; Metazoa; Arthropoda; Insecta; Lepidoptera; Lycaenidae. The record is from RefSeq and is a predicted model, not a curated record. The coding region runs from base 74 to 3550 and encodes 1158 amino acids. Gene Ontology annotation, biological process: regulation of telomere maintenance. Gene Ontology annotation, cellular component: nucleus.